Colletotrichum orchidophilum is the source of this 2913-nucleotide messenger RNA. RefSeq lists its product as uncharacterized. Gene Ontology annotation, biological process: protein folding in endoplasmic reticulum. Gene Ontology annotation, molecular function: protein binding. Gene Ontology annotation, cellular component: EMC complex. The coding region runs from base 1 to 2913 and encodes 970 amino acids. Lineage: Eukaryota; Fungi; Ascomycota; Sordariomycetes; Glomerellales; Glomerellaceae. The record is from RefSeq and is a predicted model, not a curated record. The transcript is spliced from 2 exons.
AUGCGCCUUACGACGCUGCUUCUUGCAGCUACAUCGCUCGUCGGCGCGGUGUUCGUUGACGAGGUUGGCGAUAUCGAUUACCACCAUGAGCUCAUUGGCGUCCCCCAAGUCGAGACCACCCUAUUCCACAAGCCCCGGCGCGACGAUAAGGCCUCGCUACUCUACACCCUCAGCGAUGUUGGCGUUCUCGGAGCUGUCAACCCUAGCAACGGCGCUGUUGUUUGGCGCCAGUUCCUGACGGGAAACAUCACAAAUGGCGGCGGACACUUGCGAGCGGCGGAGGGCGAAGAUUGGGUUGUAUCUGCGUACGGCAGCUCAGUGCAUGCCUGGAACGCCUUGUCCGGCAGGAACGCCUGGUGGAUCGAUUUUGUGGGCACAAUCAAAGAUCUGGAAGUCAUGGAGAUGACAGAAAACGGACGCAAAGAUGUUCUGGCUCUCUUUGAGGAGGAAGAUGGCUCGACCGUCCUGAGAAGGCUCAACGGCGCCGGCGGUACCGUCGUUUGGGAAUUCAAGGAUGCGAGCAAGACCAACCCGCUACAGGUAUCCAACAACAUUGAGAAAAUCUUCGUCGUCAGCCUUUACGGAAACGACGGUGCGUGGGCUGUGAGAGUGUCUGUCCACGACACUCUUACUGGAAAGCGUAUCGACGAUAUCAGCCUCGGCAGCAAAGGCGACGUUACGGAUAAAAGAGAUGUCAUGUUCGUUGGCGCCAACUCUGCGUCUCCCAUCGUUGCCUGGCUCGAUAGCGAUCACACAAAGCUCAAGGUCAACGUUCUGGGCACGAAGUCGAAGCAGGAGUUUGCUCUUCCGUUCCCGAAGACCCUUGAUAUAGCUAUUCAUGCCCCGCAUCACCUGAAUGCGGAGCCGCAUUUCUUGGUGCACAGCAGAUCUUCCGACAGCCACAAGGGCGAGGUCUACCACAUCAACAUCAAGAAUAAUGCUGUCACCAAAAACCACGAGCUGCCCGUACUUCCUGGGCUGGGCGCUUUCUCGACCAGUUCGGAGGGCGCCAAUGUCUGGUUCACGCGCAUCACCGAGGAGGAGGUCAUCCUUACCUCGUCAAGCUCGCAUGCCAUUCUCGGAAAGUGGGCGCUCAAGGAAGGAACCGAAAGAUUUGCGGCUCUUCACGCCGUCUCUGAAGUUAUCAAGAAGGCCGCCGACAACUUCGCUGUCCGCUGCGCCGCUGUUACUACGCUGGAUGACUGGGUCUUGGUCCGCGACGGAGAGCAGGCCUGGGCUCGCCCUGAAGGUCUCACAGGGGGUGUUGCCGCAGCCUUUGCAGAGAUCCCUGAAAGCGAGGACCUCGCUAAAACUCUCGAAGCUGAGGCGCACGACAAUGUCCUGUCUGCUUACAUUCACCGUGUCCAACGUCACUUUGAUGAUCUCGCCUACUUGCCUGACUACCUCGCCUCCAUUCCUCAGCGCCUGGUUAGCAGCAUUACUGGAGCCGAACUUUCAUCCAAGACGGAAGGUCUUUCUCGCGAUGCUUUCGGCUUCAACAAGAUUGUGGUUCUGGUGACCAGACGAGGCAAGCUUUUCGGCAUCGAUAUCGGCAAGCAUGGCAAAGUUAUUUGGAAACUCCAUGCUGUUGACAUCGCCCCCGGGAAUAUCUGGGAUAUCAAGGGUAUCUUUGUCGAAGAUGCAAAGUCCACCGUUACUGUUCGCGGCUACCUUGGAGACUACGUCGUUGCCAGCACAGACACUGGGAAGAUGCUCGAUUCUAUGCCUGAGGGUUCGUGGGUGCAAACUCAAGCCGCCGUCAUUGUCGAUAGCCCCUCGGGCCCAUGGCUUGCCCCCGUUGGACACGGAGGCGCCAUCGGUGAUGUUCCUGCUGCUUGGAUACCCACACAAACUGUCGUCGUUCGCGGCUUGAAGGGCGAGCUCAAGGGCCUGACCUACAUCAAUGAGGAGGGCACCGCCAAGGAGCAGGUCGCUUGGGAGUUCGCGCCGCCAACGGGCUAUGAGAUUGUCGAUAUUGCAACCCACCCUGUCCACGAUCCUAUUGCUUCCAUCGGGCGUGUUCUCGGCGACAGGCGUGUCAAGUACAAGUACCUGAACCCCAACACCGUUGUUGUUUCUGCCUACAACACUGCCAAGUCUUCCCUCAACAUCUACCUGAUCGACUCGGUUUCCGGUUCCGUUCUCCACUCAGCCACGCACGAGGGAGUCGAUGGCAACAAGAACAUUGAGUGUACUCUCGCCGAGAACUGGUUCGCUUGUUCCUUCUUCGGACAAUAUGCUCUUAAGGACGAUGCUGGUCAGCCUCUGUCUGGACAAACUCUCAAGGGAAACCAGAUUAUCGUCUCUGACUUGUACGAGAGCGAAUACGCCGACGACAGAGGCCCGCUUGGUGAUGCUGCUAACUUCUCUUCUACCGAGCCUGUUGAUACCCCGACUGGCUUGCCCCUUCCCUCCGUCAUCAGCCAAGCUUGGAUCUUGUCUGCGCCUCUGGCAGCUCUUGCUGUCACGCAGACUCGUCAGGGCAUUACCAGUCGCCACGUUCUUGGCUACCUACCAGAGUCUCACGCCAUCGUCAGUCUCCCCCGUCAGCUCCUGGAGCCGAGACGUCCAGUCGGACGCGACCCGACGCCAGCGGAGAUGGAGGCCGAGGGCCUUAUCAGGUACCACCCCGCCAUUGAAAUCGACCCGAGACAGGUCAUCACCCAUCAGCGCGACGUUAUUGGCGUGCAGAAGAUCAUCACCUCACCCACUAUUGUAGAGAGCACCAGCUUGGUUUUCUCCUACGGCAUCGAUGUCUUUGGCAGCCGUGUCGCGCCUAGUUUUGCUUUUGAUAUCCUCGGCAAGGGCUUCAACAAGAUCAGCCUGAUCUCGACUGUCCUCGCACUCACUGUUGGUGUCGCUGUAUUGGGACCCAUUGUUCGCAAGAAGCAGACCAACUUGCGUUGGGCGUAG